Messenger RNA from Fragaria vesca subsp. vesca, 1072 nucleotides. RefSeq names its product probable glutathione S-transferase-like. The transcript has 2 exons. Gene Ontology annotation, molecular function: glutathione transferase activity. Bases 101 to 769 code for a protein of 222 amino acids. The record is from RefSeq and is a predicted model, not a curated record. Gene Ontology annotation, cellular component: cytoplasm. Gene Ontology annotation, biological process: glutathione metabolic process. Lineage: Eukaryota; Viridiplantae; Streptophyta; Magnoliopsida; Rosales; Rosaceae.
UACAGAAUGUAUGUAUUUUAUAGAAGGCCACACCAGCAAAGUUGCAUACUGAAAGUUCUGCAUAUAAAGCGUAAGGUAUCACCAGUUCAUUCCAACUAAAAUGGCAGAAGUCAAGCUCUUUAGGACAUGGUCAAGCUCUUUUGCUUUGAGGAUAGUCUGGGCACUGAAGCUCAAAGAUGUCCCCUAUGAUACCAUCUUUGAAGAUCUUUCAAACAAAAGCCCUUUGCUUCUUCAACACAACCCCAUUCAUAAGUUGGUUCCAGUGCUUGUGCACAAUGGAAAAUCAAUUGCUGAAUCUCUUGUGAUCCUUGAAUACAUUGAGGAAACAUGGAAACACAAUCCAUUGCUGCCUGCAGAUCCUCACAAUAGAGCUGCUGCUCGAUUUUGGGCCAAAUUUGGUGAUGACAAGGUUUUUCCACCUAUUCUGGACACAUUGUGCAGUGAAGGGAAAGAACAAGAGGAAGCUAUUGUGAAAGCAAAGGAUAGCUUGAAGUACUUGGAAGAAGAGCUAAAGGGAAAGAAGUUCUUUGGGGGAGAGCAAAUUGGCUUUGCAGAUAUUGCCCUCGGAUGGCUUGCGCAUCAUGAGAAUGUGUUUGCAGAGGUAGCUAACGUGAAGCUGAUUGCCGAAGAUGAGUUUCCAUUGUUAUCAAAAUGGCGAGAGACUUUUGCAGAUGUUCCUAUAAUCAAAGAGAAUUUGCCUCCUCGAGCUAAACUUGUCACUAAAUUUCAGGCUAUUCGUGAGAGUAGACUUGCCAAGGCACCUAAAUGAACUGUUUUUCACAAGUAGGAGAAUAAGGACUAAUACCACUAAAUGAUACAAGUAAGAACCUGAGAAUUGCUAGCUUCAUCUUCAUCCAGGGAGCUGCAAAUGCCACAUUUGGGUAGUUCAUAUAGGAUUGUAAUCUGUAUCCUCUUUUUAUGACUGCCUUCUCCUCAUCAAGGAAAUCAGUAGUUUUCUCAGUCAGGGGGUCCAAAAUAUCGCCAUCGUCUAAGAAUAUGGCAAUUUGUAUUUGUAUAUAUAAAGGCAAUAAUAUUUGAUGUCAGCCUGGACUCCGCAAUCCACAAAGUUACC